GCUCCUAGCUCUGAAGGACUCUCAAGAAGCUCUUUGGAAGAGAGAUAGCUUAAAAAAAAAUAACUUCAGAUUAUGCAAUUCGGCUUGGUGGGCGGGAUUUGUGGGUGUGUGCGUGGGCAAGACUCCAGCUCUGAGGCCACCGGAUCAGUGCCUUUCCUUGGAGCAGCAGAGACCUAGCUGGUUUUAGUGCUGUGAUCCUUCCAAGAUGUGGCUCUGUGCUCUGGUCCUGGCUUCUCUCACUGCUUGUGCAGCUUGGGGGCACCCAUCCUCAUCACCCGUGGUGAACACCUUGCAUGGCAAAGUCCUAGGGAAGUACGUCAGCUUACGGGGGUUUGAGCAGCCUGUGGCUGUGUUCCUGGGAGUUCCAUUUGCCAAGCCUCCUCUUGGAUCCCUGAGGUUUGCUCCACCGCAGCCUGCAGAGCCAUGGAGCUUCGUGAAGAACACCACCUCCUACCCUCCUAUGAAAAUUUCCCCAGGAUGGAAUCUGGGCAUCACCUUUGCCAGAUCCAUUUCUACCACUCGACAGCUGUGUCUCCCUGAGCUCUGAUGCCUGCCUUUGGGUUCACUGAGACCUGUGGAAUGUUGCUUAUACUGUACUUAGAAAAAAGACUCUACAGGGGCUGGCUUUUCUUGGCUAUGCAAUGUGAAGGUUUUACAACCACC
Dipodomys ordii (Ord's kangaroo rat) is the source of this 663-nucleotide messenger RNA. RefSeq names its product liver carboxylesterase 1-like. The record is from RefSeq and is a predicted model, not a curated record. The transcript is spliced from 3 exons. Gene Ontology annotation, biological process: presynaptic membrane assembly; modulation of chemical synaptic transmission; neuron cell-cell adhesion. Gene Ontology annotation, cellular component: cell surface; postsynaptic membrane; synapse. Bases 206 to 547 code for a protein of 113 amino acids. Gene Ontology annotation, molecular function: neurexin family protein binding; signaling receptor activity. NCBI's taxonomy places the organism in Eukaryota, Metazoa, Chordata, Mammalia, Rodentia, Heteromyidae.